Rotaria socialis is the source of this 1521-nucleotide messenger RNA. NCBI's taxonomy places the organism in Eukaryota, Metazoa, Rotifera, Eurotatoria, Philodinida, Philodinidae. The record is from the annotation of a GenBank genome assembly.
AUGAAUACUGAUCAUAUAAAUUAUCAACAAAAAAUAGCACAAUCGACGAGCGAAGAAAAAGAUCAGGAAUUAUUAACAAAAAGUGAGAAUGCGCCAAAGCAACAAAUAAAUUCUACUUCAACAGGAAUAAAUCGAAAUUCAAUAUCAACAAAUGAUGAAUCUCAAAGAGUUAAUCAAAUUCCAGAAAAUUCUAUGAAUUUAUUAACACCGAUUGAACGUCGAGAACGAACACUGACUUUAUUUGUAAUCGGUGUUAUUUCUCUUCUAACCGGUAUUGACUAUGCAAUUAUCUUACCAACAGCUUGGGGUUAUAUAAAUACAUUUAUGCAAUAUCAUUAUGGUGGAUUCGUUAUGGGCAUACUUUUAUCUGUUUUUGCUUUAUCAGGUGCAAUAGCGGGUAUUAUACUUGGAUAUCUUAAUGAUAUUGGUAUUUCAUUGAAACGACUUGUUCUAUUUGGCAUUAUGUUUAAAAUUAUUGGCAAUAUACUUUAUUUUAUUGGUAUUAAUAUUUAUAUUGUUGUCAUAUCUCGAUUGAUUGCUGGCAUUGGGAUGGGAUUAGUGCCUCCAUUGUUAGCAGAAUUAUCAAGGCGAUCUACACCACAAACUCGAACACAACUUUUAUCAAAAAUACUCGGCUGCCGUCAAAUAGGUCUUUUAGUAGGUCCAUGUUUCACAAUAUUUUUUAAACACAUGAAAUUUAAUCUAUUGGGUAUCAAUGUAACCAUGCAUAAUGCACCUGGCUUGCUCAUGGCCAUCUUAUGGGCAAUACUAGCAUUAUUAACUGUCUUCUUCUUUUUUGAUCUACCUACAACAACGAUUAAUCAUAACUCUGUAUCGAAUUCAUUAAAUGAUUAUACUUUUCUACAAGCUAUGAAACGUGUUUAUAAAAUAUGUAAACAACCUGUUAUUAUAGUUCUUCUAAUAACGUCAUUUAUUGCCUAUUUCAAUCAAACCGCACUUGAAACGACAUUGACACCGUUUACAAAUCAGCAAUUUAAUUGGCAUGAAUUGCAAGUAUCCAUUUUAUUUGCCGUUGCUGGUAUUGAAAUAACACUGGUGUAUGUUGUAUUGCAUUUUAUAACAAAAAAAUAUCCAGAUCAAUCGAUACUUUUAUUUGGCUAUAUUAUUCUUAGUAUUGCUUGUCUUAUUGCUGUUAUCAUUUUACCAUUUUCAGAACCAGGGACAAAAAAGUAUUUACCAAUUUUUCUCAUAUUUGUUGCAUUAGAUAUUCUUGCAUUGCCACUUAUUGUUGUCACAACGACAAGUUUAUUUACACAACAAACUAAUCAUGAUGAACAAGGUAUUGGCCAAGGUAUUCAACGUUUUGUUAUAAAUGUAGCAACAAUCAUUGGUCCGUUAUAUGCUGGUGGUCUACUACAAUUUACAUGGACAAUGCUUUGUUCAAUGUUUUUUAUAGUCUUAUUAGGAACAUUCCUUAUUGUAGCUAUCUAUCGAUCGUUUAAAAGAAAUCCUGAUGAAGAAUUAGCAGCUUUAAUAAAUCCAACAAAUAAUAAUCGAUAG